CGGGGCACCGAAAAUUUCGAGUACGCUCCUGCUCGCCUUUCAGUGAAAACCGUUACAGUUGGCAGCCCUGAAUCUAACGACGUAAUUGUUUACGUUUGAAGGUUAAUCGAAUUGUAAUGUCAAAAUUCGUAGUGCUUUGUUUGAAAACAUAGAAUCCAGCGAUUAAAAACGCGAAUCUUUCGAUUGAAACAACAAAAAUGCAAACGUACAAAAUGGCAACGACGGCCAUACAAAAGCAACCGUUCAGAAUCAUCGAAAUUCCGCUGACAAAAUUCAGCGACGAAGUAAUUCCGCACCACGAAAACGCUUUGGAGCAAUACAAAGAGCAGAUGAGGAAAAUUAUUAGUUUAAACGAUGCAACGCAAAUCAAGAGAGAGAUUAAAGACAAAAAACGCGCUGUCAAACAGUUACGAGACCUAAUGUACGAGUUGGAUACAUUAAGAACUCAAGUUGACGAUCCCGACCUGGAUAAGUUCGACGUUAAAACCUUAUCGAUGAGGAAAACACUGUUAAAGUUGAUAACAGGCUACAACGAGAUGGAAAAAUUGGCCGAGAGAGUUAUCCACCCUCUAGGUGGUGAGGAAGAUAAAGAAAACACAGAAAAAAACCCUUUUACUAAUGCAAAACAAAUUCAACUCGAAACCAGUCUGGAAACAAUCAAAAUACAACAAGCCGAAAGGACUUUUAACUCGGUGCAAAACAUAAACCAAGACGUAGAGGAUCUCCACCAAAUGUACGAACAAUUAAACUCCAUGGUGGACACACAAUCCGCAACUGUGGAAGAAGUUGAAAAAAUCGUGGAAAACACAGUCAUUAACAUCGAAGAAGGAACCUCCUUCCUCAAAAGAGCUGCCAAAUACAAAUCCGUUACAUACCCCGUUACAGGGGCGUUUUUGGGAUCCAUAAUAGGGGGCCCUGUGGGGUUAUUGGCGGGUUUAAAAGUGGGAGGGGCGGCCGCGUUGGGCUGUGCUAUAGCGGGGUACACGGGAGGUACCUACUUGAAGAAAGCAACAUCGGCAGAAGCCAUCGAGCAGGAUACUGUACAAAAUGAGAAUACUGAGAACGAACAGAAUCAGAUUGUUAUUGAUAAAAAGGAUAUAUGACAUUGCAGACUUUUUUAAAUCGUUUAACACAAUAUAAAUUAUGGAAAUUAUAGCAGCUCUAGUAAUUUAUUAUUAUAGUUUAAUUUGAAUGUAUAUACAUAAAUAAGGUUUUAAAUAAAUUCUUUUUUCUAUAUAUUUUCUUUGUGCAUCUGGAC
This is a messenger RNA of Brassicogethes aeneus, 1258 nucleotides long. NCBI's taxonomy places the organism in Eukaryota, Metazoa, Arthropoda, Insecta, Coleoptera, Nitidulidae. The record is from the annotation of a GenBank genome assembly.